This is a messenger RNA of Anguilla anguilla (European eel), 1662 nucleotides long. Its product is annotated as tubby protein homolog. The record is from RefSeq and is a predicted model, not a curated record. Gene Ontology annotation, biological process: protein localization to cilium. Gene Ontology annotation, cellular component: cilium. Bases 22 to 1383 code for a protein of 453 amino acids. The transcript is spliced from 10 exons. NCBI's taxonomy places the organism in Eukaryota, Metazoa, Chordata, Actinopteri, Anguilliformes, Anguillidae.
AGGAGGAGAGCUGACUCCCAGAUGGUGAUAGCAAACCACGAUGCCUGGACCAAGAACAGGAGGCAGAAAGCAAGAGCAGAGGACACUACACCUCUUCUCAGCCAGUCACAGAGGAGAAGCUUUCUAAAUGGCCCUCCGCUUGAACCGUUUCCUGAUGUCCCCCUGGACACGAUAGAUCUUGGUGAACUCAACAUCACACCUAAGACAGUAAGAGAGGAAACAACAAUUCCAGAGCCCAUAAUUGCCAUGAAAACAGAAUUUGAAAGUGACAGCCUACCAGAAGGUGAAAAAAUGAAGAAAAAAUGCAUUAAAAAAGUGUUGGAAGAGGAUGACGAGAGGAGGGGUGAAAAGAAAUGUUUAAAGAAGGAAGAAAAGCCACAACCCUUGGAUGAAAGAUGGAAGAACAACAUAAAAAAAGAACAAGCAAGGUGCCAAGCUGACACUGAUGGUGCUGAAGAGAAUGAAGAGCAAAACACAAACAUAAAAACUCAGAAAAAGACCAAAAAGCGACAAAAGAAUGAAAAUCUGGCACUUCUAAACAGCAAUUGUCGGAAUUCUUGCUCUGACAGUGUCUCCAUUAGAACGUGUCAGUCCUCUCCCCUGUCCGUUGAAGAUCUGGAACAGUUUUCCCUACGCCCUGCUCCCAGAGACUUGACAAUUCAAUGCAGAAUAACCCGGGAUAGGAGAGGCAUGGAAAAAGGAAUGUAUCCCACUUACUACCUCCACAUGGAGAAAGAGGAUGGAAAGAAGGUCUUUUUAAUGGCUGGUAGGAAGAGGAAAAAGUGCAAAACUUCAAACUACCUCAUCUCAGUUGAUCCAACCAACUUAUCCAGGGACACAGACAGUUAUAUAGGCAAAUUACGUUCCAAUGUGCUGGGAACAAAAUUCACAGUAUUUGAUGGUGGGAAGAAUCCAGAGAAGAAACCUUUUAUCAAAGAAACAGAAUCACUUCGCCAGGAGCUCGCAGCAAUCUGUUAUAAGAAGAAUGUGCUGGGGUUCAAGGGCCCAAGGAAAAUGACUGUCAUAAUUCCAGGCAUGAGGGAGAAUGAUGAGCGAGUCAGUAUUUGCCCCAAAAAUGAGCUGGAGACACUGCUCUGCCGUUAUGAAAAUGGCAAUACUGUCAAUCUGGUCAGCCUGAUAAACAAGUCCCCCAGUUGGAAUGAGCAGACACAGUCUUAUGUUCUCAACUUCCAUGGCCGAGUCAUACAAGCCUCUGUCAAAAACUUCCAGAUUGUUCACCCUGAAAAUGUGGACUACAUUGUGAUGCAGUUUGGACGUGUAGCGGAGGAUGUGUUUUCCAUGGACUACAGUUUCCCUCUCUGUGCACUGCAGGCCUUCGCAAUAGCACUCUCUUCCUUUGAUGGGAAAUUGGCUUGUGAAUAAACUAGAGCAGAACAUUGAUUUAAUGAUUUUUUUAAUGUAUAAUGUUUGUUACUACACAUUGUGCACUACCAAGUACAAUGUUGCAUAGUUUCUGAAUAUUACAUUUCAAUGUUAGAAUAUUGCAUAGUGUCAACAGCUCUUAUAUAAUUUUGUCAUGUUUGAGGAACAGAUUGUGCAGCAGUACUUAUUUGGCUUACCACUCAAAAUGUUUAGGUGCAGUUUUGUACAGUGAAUGUGUCACCCACAACUGUUGCUUUGAGAGUGUAAUGUUUAAAGAUG